CCCCUGUACGGGUUCCACGCCCAGGAGUUCAUCCCGUUCCGCUUCGCCAGCGGCGGCGGGCGCGAGCUCUACUUCUACGAGGAGAAGGAGGUGGAGCUGAGCGACAUCAUCAACACCCCCCUGCCCAGGGUGCCCCUGGACGUCUGCCUCAAGGCUCACUGGCUCAGCAUCGAGGGCGUGCAGCCGGCCAUCCCCGAAAACCCCCCGCCAGAUCGGCCCCAAAUUGGCCCCUACAAGGAGAUCACCGAGGCCUGCGUGGGCUCCUGCGAGGCCAAACGGGCUGAGGCGCUGCAGAGCAUCGCCACCGACCCGGGGCUGUACCAGAUGCUGCCGCGCUUCACUCUGCUCAUCUACCUGAUGCGGAUGGUGAAGGCCCUGAUGGACAACCCCACGCUGUACCUGGAGAAAUACCUGCACGAGCUGAUCCCGGCGGUGAUGACGUGCAUCGUCAGCCGCCAGCUCUGCCUGCGCCCGGACGUGGACAACCACUGGGCCCUGCGGGACUUCGCCGCGCGCCUGGUGGCCCAGGUGUGCAAGAACUUCAGCACCACCACCAACAACAUCCAGUCCCGCAUCACCAAAACCUUCACCAAGAGCUGGGUGGAUGACAAGACGCCCUGGACCACGCGCUACGGAUCCAUCGCGGGGCUGGCCGAGCUGGGCCACGACGUGAUCAAGACCCUGAUCCUGCCGCGGCUGCCGGCCGAGGGCGAGCGCGUGCGGAACAUUCUGGAAGGGCCGGUGGUGAGCACCAUCGACCGCAUCGGCGCCGACCACGUGCAGAGCCUGCUGCUGAAGCACUGUGCCCCCGUGCUGGCCAAGGCGCGGCCGCCCCCCGACAGCCCCGAGUGCUACCGCGGCGAUUUCGGCUACCUGGGCGCGCUGCUCUGCUCCCACGUGGUCAAAGCCAGGGCCCAGGCGGCCCUGCAGGCCCAGCAGGUCAACAGGACCACGCUGACCAUCACCCAGUCACCUCCCCGCUGUCCCCAGGUGAUCACGCUGAGCACGUCGCCCGCCCCCACGGCCACCUCCCCUGUCACCACCACUGUCCCCAGCGUGCAGCCACUGGUCAAACUGGUGUCCCCCGGUGUCCCCGGUGCCACCACCGCCGCCACCACCGCCACGGCCGGUGUCCCCGGCGUCCCCGGCGUCCCCGGCGCGGUGCAGAAAUACAUCGUGGUGUCCCUGCCGCCCGCCGCGGGGGACGGCAAGGGUGGCACUGCCACCACCGCCACCCCCCCGCCCGCCCCCGCCCCGCAGCUGUCCCCAAGUGCCACCGCCGCCACCGCCGGCGGGUCCCCGGUGGCCGCGGCCAGGGCGGAGGCUGGGGACAGUCCCCAAGGGGCCACCGCUGUCCCCUCGGGAAAGGCCAACGGGACCCCCGGGGUGGCGGCGCAGGAGCCGCCGGCCGGGCAGUGA
This is a messenger RNA of Lonchura striata (white-rumped munia), 1419 nucleotides long. Lineage: Eukaryota; Metazoa; Chordata; Aves; Passeriformes; Estrildidae. The record is from RefSeq and is a predicted model, not a curated record.